Molecule: messenger RNA, 3004 nt
Organism: Westerdykella ornata
Lineage: Eukaryota; Fungi; Ascomycota; Dothideomycetes; Pleosporales; Sporormiaceae
Exons: 4
Coding region: 192-2876 (894 amino acids)
Biological process (GO): regulation of DNA-templated transcription
Cellular component (GO): nucleus; chromatin
Molecular function (GO): histone H3K36 methyltransferase activity; protein binding
Source: RefSeq, a predicted model, not a curated record
GUCUCUUCGUCUGGGCGGAUUAGGUCCGUCUAAAAUCCAAGCCGUCGGUCGCCUCUCGCCUCUACAUCUUCGAAGUGUCACCGCCCGCAAUCCCUUUUGUACAGCGGUCGUAGGACCGCUUCGCGUUUAGCGACACCCCUUUCACACCUGCUUCUUUCACCACUCACCACAGCGGCCCAUCUCUGCCUAUCAUGGCCGAUCGGAACGCGUCUCCUACCUCAACCUCAUCUGCCGACUCUUGCACAACCGUCGAAACGGCGCCGCAGCCACCUUCCCGCUCAUCAUCCGCCGCGUCGCCCGAGAUGUCAACCCCUCCCACUAGCCUCGGAGACGAGGCAAGCGUUCUCUCGGAUCCAGCGAAGGCGGACUUGAAUACAGAAAUGAAUGCUGCCGGUCCCGUGUCUCCAGCGCUUCACGACGCGGCCGCGGCACAACAACCCACUCCUGAUGCGUCUACGGGGAGCAGGCGCCCGGCAAGGAGUUCCCGCGCAUCCGUCACCACAUACAAUGUCCAGAUCCUCGCCGGCACCGCCAUCCAUACCCCUACAAAGUAUUUGGAAAAGCAUCACAAAAAUGUGCUGCACGGAUCGCUUGAAGAUUUACGGAAGACCAACCCGGCGCCGUCGCCCAAGCGGAGACGGUCCAUGAAAGCCAAAGUCAUCAAUCUUGACGAUAUCGAUGACCCGGCAGAGGCUCAGCUCGCUAUCGAGGCGGCCCAAGCUGCUCAGCGUCGGAACACAUCUCGGCUGGACCUCCGCAAGGAAGCUUUCCGGAACUUAACUGCUGCUGGCGAUGCUGUUGGCGCCAGAGGCGCCGGAAUACUAUCUACUGUUAGAAACACAGUGCAAAAUGCGCUGAGGGGUGCCUCGGCGCUUUCGCGCUCCCAGAACGAUCAGUCCGAUGAUGCCACGGAUCAAGAGGAGAAGCAGUUCUUGAAACCUAAAACAAAGAAUUGGGAACAUCAAGGUCUCUACAUUGGCCAGGAGCGGACUUUUGAUGCCAGGCGCAAAGAGUCUCAGAACCGACUUCGCGGGAGGGUUGUAAAAUCCAAGGAAAGCAAGAUUCUCCCUCUGCCCAUGUUUGCUGGCGAGCGCAUGUUGAGCGGCGAUUAUCAGCGGGAUUUCAAGCUGCCAUAUGACGUCUACAAUCCGCUUCCGAAGAAGGUCAAAGUGGACGGGUGGACGAAGCUCUCGAGGAAUCGAUUUAUUGGAGAUUCCGCUGCUCUUUGGAAGCGGGAGAAGCAGGACUCUUCUUCGUGUACCUGCUCUCCCGAGGAGGGAUGCGGAGAGGCUUGCCAUAAUCGCAUCAUGGCAUAUGAAUGCGACGAGACUAACUGUAAACUCACGCCUGAACAGUGUGGCAAUCGGCCCUUUGCACAACUGAAAAAGCGUGCCAAGGGCAACAAAUAUGACUAUGGCGUCGAGGUCAUGGAGACUCCUGACAAGGGAUAUGGUGUGCGGGCCAUGAGGACUUUCGAACCUCACCAGAUCAUCGUCGAGUAUGCAGGCGAGAUUAUCACCAUGGAGGAGUGUGAGAGGCGGAUGAAACAAGUCUAUAAGAAGGACAAGUGCUAUUAUUUGAUGAGUUUCGACAACAAGAUGAUCAUAGAUGCCACUCGCGGCACCAUCGCCCGCUUUGUCAACCAUUCUUGCGAACCCAACUGUGAGAUGAUCAAGUGGACCGUGGGCGGCGAGCCUCGAAUGGCUUUGUUUGCAGGUUCCCGAGGCAUCAUGACUGGAGAGGAACUGACAUAUGACUACAAUUUCGACCCUUUCUCACUGAGGAACGUUCAAAAGUGCUGCUGCGGUACUGAGAGGUGCCGUGGAGUUCUUGGUCCUAAGCCUAAGCACCAGGCCCAACCAUCCCUUGCCUCCACUUUCCUCACCGGUACCAAACGCAAGUUACAAGAGAUGUUUGGUUCUGGUUCCGGUUCCAGUAGCACGCAAUCCUCACCAAAGAAGCGUAGGCUCAACGGCAUGAAUCAUGCCGCGCUAACCAAGAAGGAGAAUGCUUUAGCCCAGAAUGUCGCAGCGCAGGAGAAGGCUAAGAAGGAAGCUGCCGAGCAGGCAGCACAGAAGGCCUCCCGCGAGAAUCGAGCAUUGCGUCGUUCUUCUUCAAUGACGCUUACCACACAUCGCUCGAAGACGGUGCAUACGACGUCGAGGCGCUCCCUUCCUUCACUGUUGUCGAAGCGCCAGGGUGCUCUCGCUGCAACGCAGCGGACUCCAAAGGCUUUAACUCGUCAGCUUCAACACAAAGCCAGCGUCGGGAGUCUGGGCAAGCGCGUACUCACAGGGAAAGUCGCCAAAUUGUCUGGUUCCAGAAGCUCGGUCCUGAAGCGCAAUGUAGCCGCUAGGAAAGACAAAGGCGCAGCAGAAUCGAUGAUGCCGCCGAGGAGCCCAACGCCCGAGGAUGAUGUGGUUAUGAUGGACGAGGAACAAGAAGACGAGACCAUCAAUAUCACGCCUGCGAGUCUGCGAAGCGCAAAGAGAAAGACACUUCCGCAGACGAGCUUACCGUUUGGUUCUGCCAAGCAGACUGCCAGGCGGACUUCUAAGCAGAGCGCUACGCCGGCAUCGAGGGCUGCAAAUACUGACCCAUUCGAGGUCCCCGACUCCGACGACGAGGGUGCUGUAGUAGAGGAGGCCGAGGGCAGUGAACAUCCCACUCCCAGGACUAAGCGUAGAGACACCAUGGGCACUAGUACUACCGCCACGCCGUCUUCAGCCAAGGCUAAGAAGACCCCGACAAGGAAGAUCGCGGUCGGUCAUGCGCCCAGGGGAAGGAAGUCGAUUGAUGCGACGCAUGUCUGGGAGAAGAAGACUGGGAAUGUGAGGGAUAAGAAGACGGGGCGGUUUUCGAAGACGACCAUUUAAGGGUUGCGCGGUUGUAAUCGGAGAUCCGUGGGCUUCACUAACCCGGAGACUGGUAACACGGGGUGGUGGAUGGGAUGCGGGUACGCUGGAACUGUGACGGGUAUGCCUAUAUUUGUGGUGGUCAUGGA